Molecule: messenger RNA, 486 nt
Organism: Aspergillus alliaceus
Lineage: Eukaryota; Fungi; Ascomycota; Eurotiomycetes; Eurotiales; Aspergillaceae
Exons: 1
Coding region: 125-373 (82 amino acids)
Source: RefSeq, a predicted model, not a curated record
CUGCCGUCCUGGCAAAGGACAAUAAUGGCUCUGUACCUUAGGUAGGCGGGGCAGACCUUAAAAUGUCAACCCGUUGGAAAGCUAACUUGUCUAACAAGAACAUAAGGUACAUGUCAAAUCGUGAAUGGGAAAGAAAAAGAUAAAGCAGAAAAGAAACAAAUCCAAUAAGCAUAAGACAAACGCCAUAUAUCGAAUCGACAUAUCCCUCCCGUCCGGAAUCCAUAUCCAUUUCCUUGUCCUGUACGUACGUACAAAUCCUGUCGUGUAUUUCCUGUUCAUGAAGGUUUUUAUAUUCUGUUCAUGGUUCCAUGACCUAUCAUACGAAGAGUGGGUUUGCUGUGCACCUCUUCUGAGUCGUGGAACCGAGGCGUAAAAGAAAGGCUAGACAGGAUCAACAGUUGCUUGCAUCAUUAAGUGGCCAUUCCUUCGUGUCGAUAUCGGGGGUUAAAUCGUAAUAACAUGGAGAGAGAAAAAAAAAAAAAAAAA